Molecule: messenger RNA, 3939 nt
Organism: Phyllostomus hastatus (greater spear-nosed bat)
Lineage: Eukaryota; Metazoa; Chordata; Mammalia; Chiroptera; Phyllostomidae
Gene: DCBLD1
Product: discoidin, CUB and LCCL domain containing 1
Exons: 15
Coding region: 132-2354 (740 amino acids)
Source: RefSeq, a predicted model, not a curated record
GCUCCGGGUACGCCUCCGAGCUCUCAGACCUCGGCCGCUGGGGAGCGGGACUUCCUCCUUUGGGGGCCGGCGCGCGGGGCCCAGCUGGGCGGGGCGGGAGACGCCCCCGGCGGCCGGUCCCCGCUGCCCCAAUGGGAUUCGGUGCCGGGCGGCAGCUUUGCCCAGUCCCGAGGCCGUGCUCGGCCGCGGAGGAGGCAGUGCGGCCGGGGCAGCGGCGGCGCUGCACCCGCCGAGGGGAGGCCGAGCCUGCCGAGCUGGCAACUGGCUGGGCCAUGGUGGCCGGCGUCCGCGGCGGCGGCUGCGCGCUGGCGGGGGCUGCCCGGUGCGGCUUCCUGGCUCUGCUGCUCGUGAUCUCCGCCCCGCGCCGGCUGCAGGCGGAGGAGCCGGGUGGUGGCUGUGGGCAUACAGUGACCUAUCUGGACAGUGGCACCAUGGCAUCUAAGAAUUACCCAAGGACUUACCCCAAUCAUACUACCUGUGAAAAGACCAUCACAGUACCUAAAGGGAAGAGAUUGAUUCUGAAGUUAGGAGAUUUGGAUAUCGAGUCCCAGACUUGUGCUUCUGACUACCUCCUCUUCACCAGCAAUUCCAAUCAGUAUGGACCAUAUUGUGGAAGUAUGAAUGUUCCCAAAGUACUCUUGCUGAACUCAAGUGAAGUAACUGUUCGCUUUGUGAGUGGAUCCCACACUUCUGGGCGGGGCUUUUUGCUGACCUAUGCCAGCAGUGACCAUCCAGAUUUACUUACAUGUUUGGAACGAGCUAACCAUUACUCGAAGACGGAAUACGGCAAAUUCUGCCCAGCUGGUUGUAGAGACAUAGCAGGAGACAUUUUUGGGAACGCGGUGGAUGGAUAUAGAGAUAACUCUUUAUUGUGCAAAGCGGCCGUCCAUGCCGGAAUAAUUGCAGAUGAACUGGGAGGUCAGAUCAGCGUGCUUCAGCGCAAAGGGAUAAGUCGCUACAAAGGGAUCCUGGCCAAUGGCGUGCUCUCCAGGGAUGGCUCCCUGUCGGACAGGCGGUUUCUGUUUACCUCCAACGGUUGCAGCAAACCCUUAAGUUUGGAAACGCAUGGGCAGUGGAUCGAUGGGUUUGGAGAACAAGUUCUUUGGUCUCCUGGCCAAACCCAACUUCAGGACCAAGGGUCAGGGAACAGCAGCAAGAACCACAAACAGCGAGAGUGGCUGGAGAUAGAUUUGGGGGAGGAAAAGAAAGUAACAGGAAUUAGGACCACCGAAUCCACACAGCCAAAUUUCAACUUUUAUGUUAAGAGUUUUGUGAUGAACUUCAAAAACAACAACUCCAAGUGGAGGACCUACAGAGGACUCGUCAAUAACGAAAAAAAGGUGUUUCGGGGCAAUUUCAAUUUUCAUGAUCCAGUGACGAACAAUUUCAUCCCUCCCAUCGUGGCCAGAUACGUGCGGGUUGUCCCCCAGACGUGGCACCAGAGGAUAGCCUUGAAAGUGGAACUCAUUGGUUGCCAGAUUACACAAAGUAAUGACUCACUGGUGUGGCGCCAAUCCAACUCAAAUUCUGUUGGUUCAACUAUAAGAGAAGAUGAGACGAUCACAAAACUCAUCCCCUUUGAAGAAAUGCCCACAGGAGUGAACAUCGCGAUGGUUGCAGCUCCGCUGGUGCUCCUCCUUGUCCUGCUGGUCGCUGGGAUGGGGAUCUCUGCUGCCCUUAGAAAGAGGAAGAAGAAAGGAAAUCCUUAUGCAUCCGCUAAAGCUCAGAAAACAGACUGUUGGAAGCAGAUUAAAUAUCCCUUUGCCAGACAUCAGUCAGCUGAAUUUACGAUCAGCUAUGAUAAUGAAAAGGAGAUGACACAAAAGUUAGACCUCAUCACAGGUGAUAUGGCCGAUUACCACAUGAUUGGCACUGGGACAGUCACCAGGAAGGGCUCCACCUUCCGGCCCAUGGACACCAGGGCCCACAAGGCUGGGGCGAGUGCUGAGGCCGGUGGCCACUACCACUGCCCGCUCCCCGCAGGCAGCCACGAGUACGCGCUGCCCUUGACCAACCCGGAGCCCGAGUACGCCACGCCCAUCGUGGAGCGGCACCUGGUCCGGGCUCACACCUUCUCUGAGCAGAGAGGCUACCAUGUGCCAGCGCACAAGCACUCCCUGUCUUCUGGCAACUUCUCCCCGGCUGCAGCCGGAUCCUGCACCACGAGCCAGGGCUACCAAAGGCCACCGAGCCCCGUGCUCACAGACUCAGGCUACGAUCAGCCCAAAGCCAGCGGCUGCGGAACCUCUGAGUGUGCAAAGCCUGACUGUCAGCCCCGGAUGAAUGAUGCUUACUCAGCCCCCAGAGACUGCCUCAAACCCCUCAACCACACAGCCGUGACUGCUCUUUUGUGAACACACUGUGAAAAACCUGCUGUGGUACUGAGCGCUGGGCUGUGUGUGGCACUGGAAGAAGAUAGGUUCAAGUGUGUGUGUGUGUGUGUGUGUGUGUGUGGGCGCGUGUGUGCACAUGUGUGUGUGAUUUAAUAGGAUCCUGCGGUGGAAUCCUAGAGACCACCUCUCAUACUGUUUACAAAGUUGUGCAACCAGUUCUGACCCUUUGGGCAAGAGUCUUUUGGUUUUUGCUGGGCUAGAAAAAUGAAAACUUUUAGAUGGCAUUUUCAUUUCUCUACCUGUGAUAUUGAGCUGCUUGGGUAUAAAAUGUGCAGUCUGUACAGAGUUGUAUUUAACAAGAAUUAAAGUAACUUAAGUUUGCUUUAUCAGAUUUUAGUUCUGCACAGAGGGUAAGUGGGAGAAUACAGCUGUGGCAAGAACAUAUAUAAUAAUAUGUUCACUUGUUAAAUAUAUUUUCUCUGAUACUGUGUUAGCAGCAGGUCUGUUUAAACUUAAUCUUGUUGUUAUUGUGGCUCAUUUCCUUUGCUUUGAUAAGUAGAACUAAAAGCAUUGUUAACAUUCUUCUCCUGGAAGGAAUGAAAUUACUUGAAGCAUGAAAAGCACACCAGGGUGGUUGUUAGCAAUUACGAUUGUAGAUUAAAAACACACACACACACAGCCACCUCAGAGACGGCCUGCUUCUUAGACUCCCAUGCCGGUGGGGAUGUGCGGCGGCUGGUCGGGGCAUGCACCCAGCCAGCAGAAGGCCUCUGCCUGCCCGGGACCUCACUGCCCUGCCUGAGGGACCUGGAUCCCUGAGGAAUUGGCCUUCAUCACGCUUUGCUUCUUCCUCACGUCAGACCUGUCAGAUCUUGCAUGGCUUUCACAUGCAAAUCCACUCUUUCAAACUAUCUGCAAAGCCAAAUGCUGAGACAGUAACCAAAACUGCUCUUCCAACAAAUUGAAUGAAGGUGGCACAGAAAUUACAGUCUGAAUCACUGUGUCAGAUACUUUUGUACCUCAGAUUAAAAAUAUCGCUAAGACCAGACGCCUACACUUUUCAUGACUUUCUUCAGAAAUAGCACAUUGUACUCUGAGACACAAAAAAAGUCAUUUGAAGUGUCUUCUUACAACAGUGAUCAAGGCCAAAUCUAAGUAGAGCUUUUUCUACUGAGAUGGCUGGGAACUGAACUGAUUUUGUAAGAACGCUUUUCCCCUCGAGUGUGUGUCUGCAGCUGCAGGUUAGCCCAGACCUCAGCUGAACCUCCUGUGCAGUGGUUUUAUCUGAGGUUGCAUUGUGAGUUCACUGUGGGGGACUUAACCUCUUUUACCAAAGAGGAAAAUAGGUGUUUGUUCAUUUGUUUGUUUGUUUGUUUGUUUGUUUGAAUAGAAAAUGUGGACCAAAAAUAUCCUUUCUCUAAACAACGUAUUAUAUCAUCUUAUUUGUAUGAUUAUAACUUUCUGUGAAAAAUAUAAAUGUUAAAAUAGUGAGGGUGCUGAAAUGUCACAGACUAUCUGUGCGUUAUUAUGGAGGCUAAACUGUGUACUUUGUGGCAUUUACAUGGUUUUGUAUGCAUACUAAUAUAAUAAACUAUGGCAAAUCAAA